AGCACACUGCUAAAACCGGUUCCCAUCGUACGAGCACAUACAGACAGACGAUUCUCUCGCCGUCGUAGUCGUGUUCCCCACACGUUCGUUCGUUCGUUCGAAUAUCCUCAGCGCACCAACAACGCCGCCGUGCCCAAACUGCCGAUGAUUGGUCGACUGUCCACCCCGCCGCCACGCCGCAUCGGUGUGAGUUGUCGUUGUCGCGGCAGCUUUGGGACGACGAACUGGUUUAGCGAGAAUUUCCAACCUAAAGCAAACAGCUCGAAAUUCUUCUGUUUCAGUUGAUUUUUCGGUUUUGAUACGCGCGCGUUCGCCAAGCACGCUGCUGUUGUGUUGGACUAGCUGCACUAGCUUGCGCGCUCUGUAUUGCGCGUACUGUAUUGCUCCCUACGUGAAGGUGCGUAGAUAUCCACUGCAAGUCGUUGGGCCGUUGUUGCGGUUGUUGUUUUUGUUAUUGUGGCUAUUGCGUCAGAGCGUCGGUGUUGCGGGACUGAUGCGAACUUUAUUCGCGACGGUUUGUGUUCAAUGGACAACAUGAGCUGGGAAUAGUGGAUCGCAGAAUAAGUUGGUGGGCGUCGGAGACACGUGCUUUGGACGUCUCUGUAGAAACUAGUGACAUUGGAAGCGGAGUAGUUCAACGGUACGAGGAAGACUUGCUGUGCAGAAGAAACUCGUGGAAAAUUCGACCAUAAAACAAAACUUCCGCCCGCGGGUUGGGUCAGGUUGAGUGAUUGAUAGUGUGUUUGACAUUGAGCCACAUUGGGCUGCCUCAGGUGAUAAAGUACAUGGUCUAGAAAUUUUCCAGCUAACGUUAGCGCGAGCGCUCCUCCGAAGUGACUUCAACGUACGUCGGAACGUAAAACCGGUGAUUUAUGAUUUAUGUGGAUUCUGCUCAGAACAUCCGGGGAACCGCGUAUACGAACAGUGAAUCAGUUUAGCGAAACGCUUCUGCCUGUCACUGAGCACAGAUCUGGAAGCCAGGAUACCGUCAUCCUAAAAAAAAAAGUGUUUAAAUUAAUCAUUUCUUAUUAGGCGAAACAAAAAGUCCUACCACAGUGUGCUUCAUUAAUCAAGAAAAGUGAAAUAAUAUAAAGUUGUGAGAACACGCGUGAUUCGCUCGCUGCAUUUAGUGAACCCGUCAGUCCGUCAGCCGUGCAGACAAGCCAGCAGAAGGCGAGCGUCAAGAAAAACGACCAGAAAUUAACGAACCGACGCCGAACAACCACCACCACCGCCGCCAGCCCGCAGACCAGAAGCAGCAACUCUCGGCCGUGUGUGUGAUGAUGGGAGAACAUGAAGAAGCGAUUUGAAAUUUAAAAUCAGAACUCGUUUUUCAAACUCUCUGGUACAAUAUUUGCUUUAUGGAUCGUCGGCGGUGUCUUGCCGGCCGCUUGGCAGCCUCUUUAUGAGCCUAGUGUGCAGAAAAGUGUGAAUAAAUAAAACUGCCAAUAUCAGCGCAUCGGAAGCCGGUUGAAGAGGCGUGAUUUGAGUGAUUUGAAGAGACCCCAAGCCGGUGACACAGCUGCUCGGUUGGCCUUGGUGGGAACGAAAAAGUGCGACCAGUGCGCUGCGGGUCGAUUUGAGUGAAGUGCAUAGAUACCCAUAAUCCACGAGUGUGAACGGGUGUGUCAUCGACCGCCCCCUGCAACCAACUGAAGCUUAGCAGGCUCAGUUCGGUUGCUCGGUUCCGUUCGGAUCGCGACAAUGGCAGUGUCCUGCCCGGAAGUUAUGUACGGAGCAUACUAUCCCUACCUGUACGGCCGCGCCGGACCCAGUCGACCAUUCUACCAGUAUGAGCGGUUCAACCAGGACCUAUACCCCUCAACGGGCGUCCCGCUGGCGGCGUCCUCUAGCACCUCAGCCGGAUCCCACUCACCCUGCAGCCCUCUGCUACCGCCGUCGUUAUCAUCGAACGUAGCGGCAGCGGCCGCUGCCCAGACCUCCGCCCUGUCCUCUUCCACCUCGAACACAACGAUACCAACGAUACCACUGGGCGCACUCCAGAGGCACAUAACCAAAGAGGAAGACAUCAGCGCGGCACGAAGUGAUACCGAAGGAACCAUCCCAGGAGCGCACAACGACAGUUCCUGUUCGUCCGGUCCCGAAUCGCCCAACAAUCUGCACCACCCGGACGGUAGCGGGGGUGGUGCGGCAGGCGGUGCCAGUGGAGCGACGGGUGGCAGCAGUAGUGGCGAGACCUCCGGUGGUGGUGGUGGCGGUGGCGGAGGCCGAGCCCAGUACGUGUCCGCCACGUGUGUAGUGUUUACCCAUUAUUCCGGCGAUGCGGCCAGCGUGGUGGACGAGCACUUUUCUAGGGCGUUAAAUUUUAGCGAUAAAAAUAAUAAAGAAGGUUACAGUUCCAUGUCGAGUAGAAACUUCCCUCCCUCCUUCUGGAAUAGCAACUACGUGCAUCCUACACCCGCGCCUACACACCAUCAGGUUUCCGAUCUCUACUCGACCGACGGAGGCUACUCGACGGACCCGUGGCAUGCGGCCCACUACGGUUCGUACGCCCACGCGGCCCACGCCCAUGCAGCCCAUGCGCACGCCUACCACCACAACAUGGCGCAGUACGGCAGCUUACUGAGGUUACCGCAGCAGUACGGGCACACGUCGAGGUUACAUCACGAGCAGCAGGCAGCACAUGCUCUGGAAAGUGCAGCAGCGUAUUCUAGUUAUCCCACGAUGGCAGGUCUCGAAGCCCAAGUUCAAGAAUCAUCCAAGGAUCUGUACUGGUUUUAGAUAGUUAGCCAAAUUUGUUUAGAAUACGCGUUAAUGGAGUGAACGAGGAUCACAAUCACAUCGAACGAAAUUGAUGGAGAAAAUUGAUCGAAACCGUGCAUACCUUCCCUCUCGGUAACUCGAAGAACCAGUAACAGCACUACGGACGAUCCACACUGCACCCCAAAUCAACGGAGCAAUGCAAUUUUGAAAUAAGUGAAAUUGCAAAAAUCAAAAGACAAACAAAACUAAACAAAUGAAAAAAGCACUCUAAAGUGAUUUUAGUGAUAUUGUAAUCUAAUUUAUCUAAUCGUACUCUUUGUUCAAAUCUAGUUUAAGCAAGGCACUCACAGCUGAUCUUUUAUUCGAAAGCACGAUCAUGGUUUAAAUUUAGAUGCUUUUGGCUAUCGAAUGUGAACUUGUUGAACCAAACAAUUUUUUAGUUCCGAACCUAUCUCUCUCAACAACGCUAUAAUAUGUAUCAUAUAUCUAGUAAGAAAGUUGUGUGACGGAAAUCGAUAGAUCAGAACUUUGCAGAGAACACAAAAUUACGUUAUAGUCAACCUCCCAAUCCAACGCAUACACGAAAUCAUCCAUACACAAUAGCAACCCCAGAGACGUUAAAUAAGUGUGUUCCCUGUUCAAGAGAGUAGGGCAACAAGUUUGUGCACAUAUUCAAUAGGAUCUUUCGAAUACAUUUUGAGUAUAACUUACACACAGGACUCGCGAGAGUAAGGUAUAAUUUCCAAAACAAACGAAAAAUCAUACACAAUUUAAUACUAGAAAAGAAAAACAGACAACCGACAAGUAACGCUGUGCUGCGUACAGUUCUUAUAUGAAUAGUUAUUUUACUGCAAUAUAUGAUUACUACAACCUACACAUAAUAUGUAUAUCUCUUCCGGUGUGAUGGAUAUAAAUGGAGGAUC
Messenger RNA from Aedes albopictus (Asian tiger mosquito), 3647 nucleotides. It is a transcript of the gene vg, whose product is annotated as protein vestigial. Lineage: Eukaryota; Metazoa; Arthropoda; Insecta; Diptera; Culicidae. The coding region runs from base 1705 to 2742 and encodes 345 amino acids. The transcript has 8 exons. Gene Ontology annotation, biological process: regulation of transcription by RNA polymerase II. Gene Ontology annotation, cellular component: nucleus. The record is from RefSeq and is a predicted model, not a curated record.